UAUAAAAUGAUUGAAAAUGAUAAUUGUUCAAAGUUGUAGUUAAACUUAUUCACCCCUUAAAAUAUGCAACAUACUCGUUUUUGUUGAUAAAAUUGAGGGUGAGGCGCUUCGAAUUGAUUAGUGAUCGGUGGGCGCUGGGUUUCAGUCAGUCAGCAGAUUGCGGCAGUUUGGCAUGUAUAGAAGAAACGGCGGAAUAUAUGAGGGAAGCGCACAGGAAAAUUCUGGAAUUCAAGGGACAAAUUCUUCAUCUGGGGUCAAUCACUCUUCACCCUCUCUAAUCGAAUGUCUGCUAAGCUGAAACUAAAAGGGGGAGCGAAAUGAGUAGUGUUACUCAUGAGAGUGCAGAAAUGAGCAAUGGCAUGAAGAACCAAGAGAAUCAUAAACAGCAACUGUCCAGAGAUGUUAUGCUGGGAGAGUUAUGGACAGAUGGACUGCUUUGUGCCUUUGAAUUUGUCCGUGGCCAACUGAAGACAAAUGAAUCAAGAUCCACUUUUAAAAAUCACUCCGCACGACGUUAUGCUGCCAGGGAAACUAAAAAGCCACCACUAUCUAAAUGUCGAGUGAGUUAUUCCUCACCCCAAGAUGUCGACAAGGAUCAGUUUAUAGAACCUUAUUGUACAGAGUCUGGAUAUGUUGACAUCGAGAACCCACAUGGCCAAGGUUAUCAACAAGAUUAUCCUUAUAAUCCCCGAGAAAGGUCUUCUGGUAGUUACUGGAUACCAAUAGGCUGGGCUAGAAUAUCUGAGCUGCUUCAAACAGUGCAUAUUGAUACAGAUUGGGCCUCUCAGCCUGUUGAGCUUACUGAUGAGGAAGAUGAUGUCACUGUAGCAGAUGUUGCAGCUCCAUACUGGGAACGCCCAGUUGGACCAACUUGGUGGUGUCAUGUAGCUGCUGGUCACCCUUUCGUCAACGCAUGGUUGAACAAUGCUCAGUGGCUACAUCCUGCCAUAAGUAUUGCCUUGCGAGAUGAAAGUAAGCUGAUUAGUGAACGUAUGAAGCACCUUCUCUAUGAGGUGCCAGUUAGAGUGGCUGGUGGACUACUAUUUGAGCUCUUGGGGCAGUCAGUUGGUGAUCCUUUUGUUGAAGAAGAUGAUAUACCAGUUGUUUUACGAUCGUGGCAAGCACACAAUUUCUUGUUAACUGCAUUGCAUGUUAAAGGAUCUGCAACAAAUAUCAACGUGUUAGGUAUUGCAGAAGUUCAGGAGCUACUCGCGGCGGGGUCUUGUAAUGUCCCACGAACAAUUCAUGAGGUUGUAGCACUCCUAACUUGUCGCUUGGCCCGGUGGGAUGACAGGUUAUUUCGGAAGUAUAUUUUUGGGGCAGCUGAUGAAGCUGAACUAAAGUUCAUGAACAGGAGAACACAUGAAGAUAUGCACUUGUUCCGUAUAAUUUUGAAUCAAGAAAUUAGAAGGCUUUCAACACAGGUUAUACGAGUAAAAUGGUCUUUACAUGCAAGAGAGGAGAUUGUAGUCGAGCUUCUCCAACAUCUGAGGGGAAAUGCUGCAAGGAGUUUGCUUCAAGGAAUACUAAAAAGUACAAGACAAAUGAUUGAAGAGCAAGAAGCGGUUCGCGGUCGCUUAUUUACAAUUCAGGAUGUCAUGCAGAGUACCGUCCGUGCAUGGUUACAGGAUCAGAGCCUUCGUGUCCAACAUAAUCUAGGUGUAUUUGGAGGCUGUGGACUUGUUCUUUCUAUUAUCACCGGGCUCUUUGGGAUAAAUGUGGAUGGAAUUCCUGGAAAUGGGGGUUCCCCAUAUGCAUUUGCCUUCUUCUCGCUCUCUCUCGUCUUGCUAGGAGCUGUGUUGAUUGCUAUUGGAUUGAUCUAUCUUGGAUUGAAAAAACCAGUCAUCGAGGAGCAGGUCGAGGUUAGAAGACUAGAGUUGCAAGAACUCGUCAAGAUGUUCCAGCACGAAGCUGAAUCGCAUGCUCAGGUUCGAAAGGAUGCUUCAGAAGCUAAGAUGCCAGCCGGUGCUGCAGGCAUAUUAUCAGAUGGAGACAAAUAUGUCUUAAUUAGUUGAUCUAAACAUUUUUUGUCUAAGUACUGCAUCAUGAUGAAAACUUCGGAAAGAUUUUGUAUGUUGUCACUAGUGGUAAAAGGGGAAAAAGAAACACCAUGCUUCUUAACUGUAUUGACAGAUUAGUUUUUACAUAUGUUGCGCGGACUCUUUAAAAGUAA
Molecule: messenger RNA, 2173 nt
Organism: Nicotiana tabacum (common tobacco)
Lineage: Eukaryota; Viridiplantae; Streptophyta; Magnoliopsida; Solanales; Solanaceae
Biological process (GO): transmembrane transport; metal ion transport
Cellular component (GO): membrane
Molecular function (GO): metal ion transmembrane transporter activity
Source: RefSeq, a predicted model, not a curated record